Messenger RNA from Morone saxatilis (striped sea-bass), 1630 nucleotides. It is a transcript of the gene tomm22, whose product is annotated as translocase of outer mitochondrial membrane 22 homolog (yeast). The transcript has 4 exons. NCBI's taxonomy places the organism in Eukaryota, Metazoa, Chordata, Actinopteri, Moronidae. Bases 217 to 618 code for a protein of 133 amino acids. Gene Ontology annotation, biological process: intracellular protein transport. Gene Ontology annotation, cellular component: mitochondrial outer membrane. The record is from RefSeq and is a predicted model, not a curated record.
GACCCCUGCCCUGUUGCCGUCAUCCGUCCCUGACGAGCCUCACGUUUCCCCACUGUGACCUCAGACUGAGCCUCCUAGCUUUAUCUUUAAUGAAAACCGGUGGGAAAUAACCAGAAAAGCACCAAACCGACUGUCGGCUCCACGGCUGUUUCCUAGCAACGUAGCGUCACACACCGCGGGUCCAACCGGACGCAGAGCAGCGGGCGAGCAGGAGACAUGGCCGCAAUCGAGGAGCUUUCCCCAGCUGCGGGCCCGGUGUCUACCCGGCCCCCCGAGGACGAGAUUGACGACGAUGAAGAUGAGGAUCUGGAUGAGACGUUGAUGGAGAGGUUGUGGGGCCUGACAGAGAUGUUUCCUGACACAGUUCGCACCGCUGCUGAGGUGUCUGCACAAUGCUCCGUCUCCCUGGCCAAGAAGUUUUACAGUUUUUCCCGCUCGGCGCUCUGGGUGGGUACUACCUCCUUCAUGAUCCUGGUGCUGCCUGUUGUGUUUGAGACAGAAAGACUACAGCUGGAGCAGCAGCAGCUACAACAGCAGAGACAGAUCCUGUUGGGGCCUAAUACUGGAAUGUCCGGCGGGAUGCCCGGAAUGAUGCCUCCUGCACCUGGCAAGAUGUGAGAGACAGGAAGAGCCAACGUGAACCUGAGAUCUGCUGCAAGAGAUACAGCGCAGCCGGUCGCAAGGAGAGACAGAGAGACCACGGAGAAGGGCAGAGAACUGCAGUUAAAAGAAAAAAAAAUAAGCAAUCGCUGUACGUCAACGGCACGACAUUAGGCUAACUCCAACGUAUUGGAUUGGCUAAUAGGGAGUGGAGGAAGAGGAUGUGAUGCGUUUCUAACACUUCUCUCUCACUGUCUCUCCUUACUCCAACAUCAUGCAGAGACUUAUUUGCAGGAGCACUGCUUCUCUUUUCUGUUUCUUUUUUUAAAAACAAAUCAUUAUAUUAACAUUAAUAAUGUGUUCUUUAGGGGGAUAGAAGGUACAGGUGCAUAACUUGGAAGAAAAUAAAUCUGGAGGUUACCAAUUGUAUUUCUUGGUGUUUGCAGUCUGAAAAACGUUGAUAUGCUUGCAGUAUGUUGGCAGUUUUGUCCAUCAUCGUGUGUUUGCUGGUUCCACUUCUGUGUGGAGAAUUAUGUGAACCAAAUAUCUGACAGACAGGUCGGAUGCAUUGUGGAGCAUACUGUGUAGACAAUGUUAACUGAUAGGAAUGUGGUCUACAGAAUGGCUUCUGUCGACUCUAAUCACAGGUCACCAUUGUACUAUGGAUGUAUGUCAUGGUGCUUGUCACAGUUAUUGGAUUUAUUACACUUCUCUGGUUUAAAACCGUAGCUUGUAUAAUGCAGCAGCACUAGAUUCCAUGCUGUUCAAUCAUUCAAAGAUUGUUCUGUCCUUUUCCAUCGAAGGUACAGUCGGUGAAAUGCACAAUGAUUUUCUCAUUUAGAAACAUGUCAGAAGUUCUUGGACAAACGUGGUUCACAAAGUUUUAAUGCGAAAUGUCUCAAUAUUAUGUGACAUGUCCUGUUUUAAGAGAAUAUUCUUUUCUCUGUUAUUGAUGUGACAAUUUAUAACGAAAACCCAUGUCUCUGUUUUGUGUUCAACGUGACUGCAGUAAUUAAAACACCAAAUCAAA